Molecule: messenger RNA, 544 nt
Organism: Photinus pyralis (common eastern firefly)
Lineage: Eukaryota; Metazoa; Arthropoda; Insecta; Coleoptera; Lampyridae
Product: T-box transcription factor TBX20-like
Exons: 2
Coding region: 23-544 (173 amino acids)
Biological process (GO): regulation of transcription by RNA polymerase II; cell fate specification; heart development
Cellular component (GO): nucleus
Molecular function (GO): RNA polymerase II cis-regulatory region sequence-specific DNA binding; DNA-binding transcription factor activity, RNA polymerase II-specific
Source: RefSeq, a predicted model, not a curated record
UAUUAUAAUAUUUUCUGCCCUAAUGAUGCCGGCAUUACAGAACUUACUAAAUAUAAAUCUUUGUUUCAGGCGGAUGUUUCCUACCGUAAGGGUAUCCUUUACGGGUAUUCGGGCCGAGCAGCGGUACGUUGUUAUUUUGGACAUCGUCCCCGUUGAUAACAAACGCUAUCGUUACGCUUAUCACCGUUCCUCUUGGUUGGUCGCGGGAAAAGCCGAUCCACCUGCACCCUGUAGGCUCUAUGCUCACCCAGACUCUCCCUACACUGGAGAACAAUUACGUAAACAAGUCGUCUCCUUUGAAAAAGUCAAACUGACGAACAACGAGAUGGACAAGCACGGACAUCUCGUUCUGAAUUCCAUGCAUAAAUACCAGCCUAGAAUUCACCUCGUGAAAAGAUCAGACAGUGCGUCUGGGCCAAUAAUCGAUUUGGAGCAGGAAGAGUACAAAACAUUCAUCUUUCCCGAAACGGUGUUCACAGCUGUCACGGCUUAUCAAAAUCAACUGGUAAGUUCGCUGGGUUUACUUAUACGUAUAAACGAAUAA